Messenger RNA from Wasmannia auropunctata (little fire ant), 1367 nucleotides. RefSeq lists its product as uncharacterized. The transcript is spliced from 2 exons. The coding region runs from base 16 to 975 and encodes 319 amino acids. The record is from RefSeq and is a predicted model, not a curated record. Lineage: Eukaryota; Metazoa; Arthropoda; Insecta; Hymenoptera; Formicidae.
CCUGAGCGAUAACUGAUGCAACGGGAUUGUUCGGGCAUAAAAAUCGAGUAUAUCCCCGGGAAGAAUCUGAAAUUCGUAUAUAAGCAACCGACGCAAAGCGGACAGGCAUCAGAAGUUGUUUCGCACUUCAAGCAAAAGCAUUUCCUACUUUCGGAAAGGAACAGUAUCACCAUGAAGCUGCUAGUUUUUGUGUUGGCCUUAUCGUGCGCUGUUAUCUGUUCGAGCGCUGACGUGCCAAAGAGGACAUCGCCGCCGCAAUCGACCGGUCCGGUUCUUCCACAUGAACCGCGUUUUCGCCGCCAAACCAACUUAAAGCUCGAAGAACCCAAAAGAGGUUCGAUAACGUUUCAAGGGACGCAGCCUCUGAGUGGUCCACAGCGUCAACCAACCUGGGAUCUCAAUGCCAAUGCCAACGUUUUUAACAACGGCCGCACAACGGCGGACGUUUACGGAGGAUUGAAUAAAGUACCUGGACAACGAGUGCAGCCGCACUUUGGCAUCCAAGCUGAAAGAAAUUUCGGCAAAAAUGGUUUCAUCAGAGGUCAGACUCAGUUUCAACAAGGUCCGCGAGGUCACGGACUCUCUCCCUCAGUUGGUGUAACUGGUGGCUUCCGAUUCAAGAGAGAAGCCGAACCUCAAGGAACUUCACUAAGCUUCCAAGGAUCGCAACCUCUGAGUGGUCCAAUGCGCCAACCUACCUGGGACCUCAACGUUAAUCGUAAUAUUUUGAACAAUGGUCACUCAACCGCUGACGUUUACGGGGGAUUGGGUAAAGUACCUGGACAACCAGUGCAACCGCACAUCGGCAUCCAGGCCGAAAGGAACUUUGGCAACAACGGUUUCAUUAGAGAUCAUGGUCAGCUUCAGCCGGGUCGAGGAGGUCACGGUGUCUCUCCUUCGGUUGGUAUUACUGGUGGUUUUCGAUUCAGAAGAGAAGUCGAAGAUGCUGAAGAAAUAGAGCCCGAAGAGUAUUAAAAAAAUUUGGGGCUAGUAUAUACAUAAACAGAAAAUUUUAAUAAACUGCCAUUUAAGUUAAUUCUCUUCAAACUGUAAAGUUGUAAUUAUAUACUAAAUAUGUAUUAUUCUGCAUAUGAUUUAGAGAUUACGAUAUUUUGAGGCUAUUUUAAAUAUGUAAUAUACAUAUAUUGAUGUCAUUUAUUUAAAUAAAUAAAAUUUUACUAGAAUAUUUUCUUCCUGUAUUUAUAUACAUAUUACACUGGUUUAUAAUUGCUAGGAAACAAAUAUACUUGUCGUUAUAUUACUGGAAUAUCGUUCCAGGAUAAGAAAUUACGAUAGGGAUAUCUAUAUAGCCAUGGAAAAAAACAGAAUAAAAAUGUAAUAAAUAAAAAAGUCAGUUACAGUAAAAA